Molecule: messenger RNA, 4635 nt
Organism: Armigeres subalbatus
Lineage: Eukaryota; Metazoa; Arthropoda; Insecta; Diptera; Culicidae
Exons: 1
Coding region: 1-4635 (1544 amino acids)
Biological process (GO): DNA integration
Molecular function (GO): nucleic acid binding
Source: RefSeq, a predicted model, not a curated record
AUGGCGGUACAGGCAUUAUGCGACCAUCUUGUAGCAGCAAACGAAAGCGCACAUCUGUCAAAUCCAUCCCUGCUGCAGGAAUUGGUAGCGAAACUACCCGCUGAUCAAAAGAUGAUGUGGGCGGGAUACAAACGAGGAUUCCCUCACGUCAACCUGAAAACCUUUGGCGACUAUAUGACAUCGGUGGUCCAAGAUGCAACAAGUGUUGUUACGUUUGAACCGGAGGGGAAGCGGAACUAUACUCGCGACCAUUCUAAAGGCAAAGGAUUCAUCAACUCCCAUUUGCAGGAAACAUCCAGCAGAAGUGAACUUUCAUCAGGUGUGCUGAACUACGCACCGAAGCAAUUCAACUGCUCGCAUUGCAACCAGAGUGAUCAUCGAGUACGCGAUUGCGUGGCCUUCAAACAACUGAAUGUCGACGAUCGGUGGAGAAGAAUUCGUGCCCUAGGUCUUUGUCAAAGCUGUCUCUUCAACCAUGGUCGGCGAGCAUGUCGGGGAAGAAAAGUAUGUGAAAUCGAGGGCUGUCAAUUCCGACAUCAUCAACUUCUACAUUCAUCCAGGGGACCCCCGAAACAUUAUAAUCCGCGCCCACAAAUAGCCGAUAAUCACACCCAUCGCCUCUCGACUUCAGCAACGCUGUUUAGAAUAAUCCCGGUAACGUUACACGGAAGUCGUGGAUCAAUAAGCACCUUCGCCUUUCUCGAUGAGGGCUCUGAUCUCACGCUCGUUGAGAGCGACCUGAUAGCUUCGCUGGGAUUACACGGCAACCCUCUUCCGCUAUGUCUCCGGUGGACGGGAAACACCUCUCGUAUGGAAGAGGAGUCGCAGCAGAUUACUAUUGAGAUUGCGGGUAUCGGACAGAGGAAAAGACACAAGUUAGUUAAUGCGAGAACCGUGGCCAAUCUUGGUCUUCCUUGUCAAAGCUUCCAGGUGAAAGAUGUGGACGAUAGACAUCCACACUUGAAAGGGAUUCCUAUACGUAGCUACCAAAACGCCCGACCGAAGAUCCUCAUCGGCAUCGACAAUCUACGACUUGCACUACCGUUGAAAGUUAGAGAAGGUGGUGGAAAUGGCCCGGUGGCGGUGAAGACCAGGCUUGGUUGGUGUGUGUACGGGCCACGAGGGAACAACGGAAGUGAAUCCUUCAGUUUCCACGUGUGUGAAUGUUCCUGUGAUGCAAAUCUUCACGAAUCAGUGAAGCAGUUCUUCGCCAUAGAAGGUGCUGGAAUAAAUUCUCCGGAAAUCCCGUUGAAUAAAGAGGAUGAACGGGCGCUAACCAUCAUGGAAGCUACAACUCAGCGAGUAGGAAUCCGCUUCGAAACGGGACUGAUCUGGAGAAAGGACGAGGUAGAAUUCCCGAACAGCUACGCUAUGGCUGUGCGUCGGCUCGAAUGCCUAGAACGUCGCAUGAAUCGGGACGAGGCUCUGAAAGAAAACAUGCAUAGGCAAAUUCGCGAGUAUGAAGCGAAGGGUUAUGCGCACAAAGCCACAGAAGUUGAAAUGGAAGCAGCAGACCCAAGAAGAGUGUGGUACCUACCAGUUGGAGUCGUAACAAACCCUAAGAAACCGGGAAAAGUCCGUGUCAUAUGGGACGCUGCAGCGAAAGUCAAUGGCGUAUCACUGAAUACAGCCCUUCUCAAGGGCCCAGAUCAAUUGUCUUCCCUUCCGGCAAUUCUCUUUCGUUUCCGACUAUACGGGGUGGCGGUUAGCUCAGACAUCCAGGAGAUGUUCCACCAAAUCCAGAUUCGGCCAGAAGAUAGGAACUCGCAGCGCUUCUUGUGGCGGACGAAGUCAUCUGAAAAACCAACCGUGUAUCUGAUGGAUGUCGCGACAUUCGGUAGCACCUGUUCACCAGCGUCUGCACAAUUUGUUAAAAACCGAAACGCGGAACAGCACCGUGAACUCUAUCCCGAAGCAGCGAAGGCGAUUGUCAACGACCACUACGUCGAUGAUUACUUGGCGAGCUUUGGCUCGGAAGACGAGGCAGCAAAAGUAGCUUGUGACGUUCGCCUAGUACACGGUAAUGGAGGAUUCAAAUUGCAUAACUGGCGAUCGAACAGCGAUGUAGUGCUAGAACGUUUGGGUGAAGAGCAGACAGAGACAGAUAAACAAAUAAACCUGAUCGAUGGUGUUAAACAGGAAAGAGUACUCGGGAUGCUGUGGAGUCCUUCGACCGAUGAGCUGAGUUUUCCGACACAGAUGAGUGAAGAAGUGACAACUAUAAUUCGUACUGCCACGCCGCCGACGAAAAGGCAAGUGCUGCGAUGUGUUAUGUCAUUGUUUGACCCAUUGGGGCUUCUUUCACCGUUUAUUAUUCAUGGGAAAGUGCUCAUCCAAGACUUGUGGAGGAAAGGCACGGGCUGGGACGAACGAGUUUGUACAGACGUCUACAUUAAGUGGCAACGAUGGGUGCGGAUGAUCGAAUUCAUCGCCAAGAUACGGAUAACCAGAUGCUAUUUUCGCCACGCCAAUGAAAGAACCUACUAUAAUUCCGAAAUGCAUGUAUUCGUCGACGCCAGUGAAGUGGCUUACUCAUGUGCCAUCUAUCUACGCACGAUCGAAGGAGGUAGUGAUCCGCGAUGCUGCCUAAUUGCUGCCAAGUCGAAGGUCGCGCCUUUGAAACCUUGGUCUAUUCCCAGAUUAGAGUUGCAGGGAUGCAUUUUGGGAGUACGAUGGUCGCGAUUCGUUAAGGAAAAUCACGGGGUUCCCUUUUCCAAGAUUGUCUAUUGGUCGGAUUCCAAAACUGCGCUGGCCUGGAUUCAAGCUGACCCGCGGAACUAUCGACAGUUCGUGUCGUUACGGGUGGGAGAGAUUCUGGAGCACACGACGGCAAGCGAUUGGCGAUGGGUGCCUUCGAAGUUAAACCCGGCAGAUGAAGCAACCAAAUGGGACAGUGGCCCAUAUUUUGACCGCAACAGCAAAUGGUUCCAUGGACCCGAAUUUCUGCGACUACCGGAACCAGAGUGGCCUUAUUCCAAAGAUCUAGUAACCGCUACUACUACCGAAGAGAUGCGCGCAUCGAUUCUCCAUCACUGUUCGUUUGAGCCACCGAUAAACUUCGACAGAUUCUCCUCAUGGAAUCGUCUACAACGGACAAUCGCUUAUGCACUUCGCUUUCUUCACAAUUCGGCCAAAAGAGAGCCGAAAUACGCCGGACACUUACAACAAGAAGAACUUCGAGCAGCAGAGAGAACUAUCUUCGUACUGGUUCAGCGUGAAUCCUAUCCCGAUGAGAUUAUGGCGCUCUCCAACAAAGCGCCAAAAACAACAGGACAGCAGGUUAUUGAGAAGCACAGUUCUAUCUAUCGAUUAGUACCCAUGUUGGACAACGCCGGUAUACUACGUGAACGCGGACGGAUCGGUGCCGCUGAAGGCAUCUGUUUUGAAGUACGCCAUCCCGUAAUCCUCCCACGGAAACACCGAGUUACGGAAUUGCUGGUGCUUCGAUACCAUCAACUGUACUGCCACGCUAACUCAGAAACUGUAGUGAACGAGAUACGUCAACUAUACGCGAUCCCGAGACUCCGUCUAGUCGUGAAGAAAGUCAGUCGUUGCUGCGUUCUCUGUAAAAUCCGACGAGCAAAGCCACAAAUUCCACCAAUGGCACCUCUGCCUUCGGCGCGCCUAGCGCAUCAUCAACGAGCGUUCACAUACACCGGAGUAGACUACUUUGGACCACUUGUAGUUAAACUUGGAAGAUCGAACGUCAAACGGUGGAUAGCCCUAUUCACUUGCCUAACGGUACGGGCGGUUCAUCUUGAAGUCGCUUACACGUUGUCAACGGAAUCCUGUAUUUCCUGUGUUCGUCGCUUCGUAGGUCGUCGUGGAUCUCCAGCCGUAUUUUUCAGCGACAAUGGUACCAAUUUUCAAGGCGCUGAACGUGUCCUACGCCAUCAAAUUAGCCAGGGACUAUCCGCCACGUUUACUGGAGUCGACACGAAGUGGAGCUUCAUUCCUCCCGGAGCACCGCACAUGGGAGGAGCAUGGGAGCGCUUGGUGCAGUCAGUAAAGGCUGCUAUGAGAGAGGCAUAUGCGGAGGGGAAGCUAGAUGAUGAAGGGCUACAGACGUUGGUCGUGGAGGCAGAGAAGAUAGUCAACUCAAGGCCUCUGACGUAUCUGCCAUUAGAAUCCGAAGAAGCAGAGGCGCUUACACCAAACCACUUCCUGCUACUGAGUUCGGAUGGGACAAAAAAUGCAGACGAGUUCGCUAGUGGGUACCCCGACUAUCCAAUCCCAUACCGUAUCUUGGGAAAUUCAUACGUACUGAUCCAACGUCAACUGGACGCCUUCUGGAAGCGAUGGCUGACCGAAUACUUGCCGAUAAUUCGCCGGCAAUCGAAAUGGUUCGCUGAAACUCGGAUACUAGCUCCUGGAGAUCUGGUAAUGGUUGCAGAACCCGCGAAGCGGAAUGGAUGGGAACGAGGGCGAAUCGUACGUUUGAUCUCCAACCCAGACGGUAGACAACGACAGGCACUAGUGAAGAUUGGAGAUAAGGUUCUUAGAAGACCGGUGUCACGUUUAGCUCUGCUUGACCUGGAAGAAGUUUGUGAGACUCCGGAAGCAUCCGGACCACACCGGGGGGAGACUGUUGACACAGAAACCGGUCAGCAGGCCAUCCCUAUCCACCGUCUCUGA